AUGACGGAGGCAGUAGUACAUGGGAAUUUUGCAAUCGAAAUUUUCGAUCCGGCUGUUACGACCUGGAAUCGGUGGCUGCAGCGGUUUGAAGGUGCAGUUACUGUGUUCAAGGUAGCCGAUACGCAGAAAGUGGCUUAUUUUUUACACUUUAUAGGCCCUGCGUCUUUUGAUUUGAUCUGCGAUAAAUUGGCGCCAGCGGAUCCCUACAAGCAACCGUACACAAUUCUGACGGAUAAAUUGGCGGAAUUUUAUUCACCCAUUCCGUUGGAAAUCGCCGAGAAUUUCCGUUUCCAUCAAAGGAAGCAACAGGAAGGGGAAACGGUCCAGCAGUUUGUGGCAACAUUACAAAAAUUGAGCCUAUAUUGUAAUUUUGGCUCAUAUUUACAAACGGCCUUACGCAAUCACAUGGUGUUUGGCCUUCGCAGUAAGCGAAUACAGUCACGUCUUUUGGAAAUGAGAAAUCUUACGUUCGAGAAAGCUGUGGAGACUGCUGUUUCGAUGGAGUUAUCUGAGAAGGAUGCGAAUCAACUACAAGCAAUUGUACCCACGUCCGUGGAUUACGUAAACCAGAAGGAGGCUGGUAUAUCCCGGAAGAAUAAUAUUGGAUCGCAGAAGAAGAAGUUCCGGCGGGAGAAACCGAAUUUUACAAAUGCGACAGCGAAAUUUAAGCGUAACACUGCACAUGCAGCGGUACAGUUAGGUAACCUUUCCGGUAAUGUUACGUGUUACAGAUGCGGCGGUAAACAUCUUGCGUCCAAUUGUACGUUAAAUAGAGAAACCGUGUGUUUGAGCUGCGGCGGCAAAGGACAUAUACAGCGAGUAUGUAUGAAGAAAAGCAAGGCGUCUGUUAAUCCAUUGAGCGAAAUUUUAUGUGUCCAGGGUGAACACCAGGAAUACCGGGGGAAGUAUUAUACGACCAUGAUAGUGGAUAAGGUACCGGUACGUUUUGAAAUUGAUAGUGGUGCAGCGGUCACCAUAAUAAGUCGGAAAUUUUUACGUACAUCUUUUCCCGAUGUUUUAUUAAAACUUUCGGAUUUACGUUUGAUUACUUUUUGUAAAACUACAAUUCCUGUUUGUGGUUAUGUUGAGGUACAAGUACAUUAUAAUGGUCGCGAGAAGAAGUUACAUAUGUACGUUUCAGAAACAGAUAGAGACCCCUUGUUGGGACGUGAAUGGAUUCAACAGUUAAAAGUUCAACUCGCAGAUACUGCGUUUACAUUGAAUACAUUUUCGUUAGACGAAAUAAAUGCCAUUUUGCGGGAGUAUGAACAAAUGUUAGAUUUAUGUGAUACAAGUAUUAAAGAUGUUCAAGCACGAUUUACGUUGAAAGAAAAUACUCGUCCAGUGUUUUUAAAAGCAAGGAAAGUACCUUUUAAAUUGAUGCCAAUGGUUGAAAAAGAAAUCAAUAGAUUGGUUACUGAAGUGGAUGAACACCCACUUCCAACCAUUGAUGAGUUAUUUUAUUCGCUAUCGGGGGGCCAAAAGUUUUCUAAAAUUGAUUUGAAGCAAGCUUAUUUACAGAUGCAGGUACACCCGGAUGAUCAAGAGUUUUUAACAUUGAAUACACAUAAGGAUGACAUUAGGGUAACAGGACCUAAUGAUCGCGUACAUUUGGAGAGAUUAAAGGAAGACAGCAUUUGUUAUUGCGGAUAUCGUAUAGAUAAAGUUGGUAUUCAUAAGGAAGAUGCUAAGAUGGAGGCUAUUGAACAAAUGCCUCGACCUACAAACAUUUCGGAACUACGUGCGUUUUUAGGCAUGAAUACUAAGUUGCAUAGUAAUGAGGAUGCUUUGUCGCGACUUCCUGUGAUUGCGGAAAAUACACCGGAAUUAGAUGUAGUGGAUAAUUAUGAAGUACAGUUAAGUGAAACAUUGCCAGUUACACAUGUAAAAUUAGCCAAGGAAAUAGGAAAGGAUAAAGAAUUGCAAGUACUUUUACAUGGGUUACGUAUUGGGAAAUCUAUUAAUUUGCGUGACCGAUUUAAUAUUCCGCAAACGGAAUUUAAUUGUCAGCAGGGCGUUAUUUUAAGAAACAGUCGUGCAGUUAUACCAAAAACAUUACGAGAUCGAAUAUUGCAAGAAUUGCAUUGCGAACAUUUUGGUGUAGUAAAAAUGAAGUCAAUGGCCAGGAAAUUUUGUGUGUCGCCGGCUGAGAAGAUGUUUAAUAGAACACUGCGUACACGAUUAAGUUUAUUGGUUCCCGUAAUUAACCAAAAUGAAGGUCAACGUAUCAGCACAGUUAAGAAAUGGUUAUUGGGAAGGAUAAAAACGAAGUUAGGUAAAUUACAUUAUAUUGUUCAAUUGGAUAAUGGUAAAGAAUGGAAACGUCAUGUAAACCAAUUACGUAAAAUUGGUGAGGUUCCUAUACAAAAUGAAAAUGAAGAGGUAGAUGAUUAUACGCCACCGGAUUUUCAAAAUAAGCCAGUAGAAAUACCUUUUGAACCACAUGUGGAGGCACAAGAAAAUGUGCAACCACCCGUUCAAGGAACAGCAGAAGCACAGGUGAAUUUACCAAUACCACGUCGAUCACAACGACAACGUACAGCACCGAAGUUGUAUAAUGAUUUUGUUACAUCUUGA
Messenger RNA from Ooceraea biroi (clonal raider ant), 2577 nucleotides. RefSeq lists its product as uncharacterized. The record is from RefSeq and is a predicted model, not a curated record. NCBI's taxonomy places the organism in Eukaryota, Metazoa, Arthropoda, Insecta, Hymenoptera, Formicidae. Gene Ontology annotation, molecular function: nucleic acid binding; zinc ion binding.